Mercurialis annua (annual mercury) is the source of this 819-nucleotide messenger RNA. Its product is annotated as mediator of RNA polymerase II transcription subunit 7a-like. Gene Ontology annotation, molecular function: transcription coregulator activity. The record is from RefSeq and is a predicted model, not a curated record. The transcript has 5 exons. Lineage: Eukaryota; Viridiplantae; Streptophyta; Magnoliopsida; Malpighiales; Euphorbiaceae. Gene Ontology annotation, biological process: regulation of transcription by RNA polymerase II. Gene Ontology annotation, cellular component: mediator complex; core mediator complex. Bases 59 to 565 code for a protein of 168 amino acids.
UUAUAGAUCAAAAUACAGUUGAAGAAGGCGAAGUAGAGAGAAACAGCAGCAAAUAUUAAUGGCGACGGCAGCAUAUCCACCACCGCCACCGUAUUACAGACUAUACAAAGAUUACAUAGAAAACCCUAAAUCAGCUCCGGAGCCUCCUCCUCCGAUUCAAGGUACCUACAACUGUUUUGGUGCCAAUUACGCUACCGAAUACGUGCUCCCUAGCUUGGAAGAGCAAGGAGUUCGUCAACUCUACUCUAAAAGCCCCAAUGUCGAUUUCAAGAAGGAACUGAGGUCACUUAAUAGAGAAUUGCAACUGCACAUUUUGGAGCUGUCAGAUGUACUUGUUGAGAGACCAUCACAAUAUGCUAGGAGAGUUGAAGAUAUAUCCCUCAUUUUUAAGAACUUGCAUCAUCUUCUUAAUUCAUUACGCCCUCAUCAGGCUAGAGCCACAUUGAUUCAUAUUCUAGAGCUUCAAAUCCAACGCCGUAAACAAGCGAUUGAGGAUAUUAAGAGGAGGAGGGAAGAAGCACAAAAACUUCUGAAGGAGGCUCUCGGUACUCUAGAUGGACAGUAGUGCAUGAUAUUUCUAGGCCCGGAAAAGGCUUUUUGCUAGUUCGUUGCUGUAGUUUGGAUACCAUCGGCAUUCGAGAAUAGAUUACCGUACCAGGUGACAUGUCCAGAGGGUUCAUAUACUUGUAUACUGUCAGUUCAUUACUGCUGUGUAACUUUUUUGUGAUAUGGAAUUUCACUUCUGAUAGAUCUUAUCUUAAGAAAAUUCUUCUUUACAGGGCAUUCCUUAUUUAGAAUUCCUUGUGCCACUUUUUGUUA